Messenger RNA from Xenopus laevis (African clawed frog), 1047 nucleotides. RefSeq names its product olfactory receptor 187. NCBI's taxonomy places the organism in Eukaryota, Metazoa, Chordata, Amphibia, Anura, Pipidae. The record is from RefSeq and is a predicted model, not a curated record. The coding region runs from base 1 to 1047 and encodes 348 amino acids. The transcript has 2 exons.
AUGAAAAACCAAACAGCAGUGUUUAUGUUGGUUCUUACUGGACUGUCUGAUCUUCCAAGUCUUCAAUUUCCUCUGUUCCUGGUGUUUCUCCUGAUCUACCUUAUGACUCUCACUGGGAACCUUAUUAUCUUUCUCCUGAUUAUUAUUGAUCCCCACCUUCAUACCCCCAUGUACUUCUUUCUUGGAACCCUGGCAUGUGUGGAUAUGAGUUACUCUUCAGUCACUGUCCCAAGAAUGCUCUUUGAUUUAUUCACACAUAAAAGAGUAAUUUCAGUGGCAGUUUGUAGAACUCAGAUCUAUUUCUUCGUCUUUUUCUGUACAUCAGAAGUGUCUCUGCUGGCAGUGAUGUCCUGUGACAGAUACAUUGCCAUCUGCCGUCCUCUUCACUACAUGCAGAUAAUGAACUGGAAAGUUUGUGUUUGGCUUCUAUCAUUAAUUAGUGUUUUAAGUGCAGUGCAUUCCUUUUUGCACACUGUUUUUUUAAGUAAAAUUACAUUUUGCAGGUCAAAUACUUUGCAAAGUUUCUUUUGUGAUCUGCCCCAGUUUCUUCAGAUCUCCUGUAGUGACACAUUCAUCAAUGUAUUGCUUAUAUUUCUCACUGGAUUACUGUUUGGAAUAGGCCCUUUAGGAGUCACCUUUUACCCAUACUUCCCAAUUAUCUCCACUGUACUAAAAAUCCCAUCAAAUCAGCACGAUGUGCAAAAACUGAGAGAAAGAAUGGGAGAGGUGGAGAGGAGGGUCAGUGAUAUGGAAGACCACAUAGCACCACUUCCAAAUUGCAUCAUAGCCACAGAAAAACAACUGGCAGUGCUGGAAAAAAAGGCAAAUGACCUAGAAAAAAGUCGAAACAAUAUCAGGAUACUGGGUCUCCCCGAAAGGGCGGAAGGGGCAGAUACAGAAAAAUGUGUGGAACAAUGGUUAACUAGCAGGUUCAGCCAAACCACCUUCUCCACAGCUUUCAUGGUUGGAAAGAGCCCACAGAGUGCUGGGCAGACCCCGCCACUGGGUGCACCCCCACACCCAUUAAUAGCCCAGCUCCUGAAUUAG